Hyalella azteca is the source of this 1481-nucleotide messenger RNA. RefSeq lists its product as uncharacterized. The transcript has 6 exons. Gene Ontology annotation, biological process: protein tetramerization. The record is from RefSeq and is a predicted model, not a curated record. Bases 186 to 1481 code for a protein of 431 amino acids. NCBI's taxonomy places the organism in Eukaryota, Metazoa, Arthropoda, Malacostraca, Amphipoda, Hyalellidae.
AACGUGUUGGUUGUGUGGUACAAGAUUGUUCGUCAUGAUAUAUUGUGAAAAGUAGCGCCAUGAAUUCACGCACAUCCUUUUUGAUGAGAUGUUGACGUUUAACUUUUCACCGGCUAUUGAAUUGGUAGAAUAACGUGUGAAGAUUUGCCAGCUUUUAUCAUAUUUAAGUGUUUUUGUUGCCUGCGAUGGAGAAACAAAAACGUCAACGAAACCGUCCUAAAUUACCUUACAGCGAUGACGGCGACGUGUACCCUAAUGGCGGUAAUGUCUCCAGAAACGGAACUUCUUCAAAUUCAUGCAAAGGCAAAACGUCGGCCGGAGCCUACGGCCAUCCUCAUUCAAAUACUUCUUCUAAAAGAAUCAAGUACGACUCCAACAUGAAAAUGGAAGAAGUGAAGUCUGACAUCGACUCGUCUCCUACAAACAACUCGGUAGCACGAAUUGAAAUUGAUGCUGACAGCUCGGAAACCGUUGCAACGCGUCAAAAAAUCCAUUACUCUGAUGUAAAUUUCAUCAAAGUGGAAGUCGAUGAAGAUCAGAGAGAGACGGUGGUGAGCAGCGUGAGCAGCAGCAAUGAGCAUCAUAGUCCUUCACAGGAUGACACCGUCAUCACAUCUGUACAGAGCACGUCUCCAUACCAUGGGACUCCACCAUCGGCAGGGCACUUUGUGUUGGUGGAGCGCAGCGUACCACCCGUCCAGCAGCACCACGCUCCCAACCACCAGCACCAUGCACCUCACCACCAGUCCUCCUACAGCGGCCUUAACUCUGACUCUGAAGAUGUGUUACCACCGCCCAGCCUUCCACAACGCAACUCUCGUUAUGGCUGGCCAGGGUCGAAAGACAUGGGCGAGGAGGUGUACACGCUGCAGGUGCGCGGCAAGAAGCUCUACGACUUCCUGCGAGAGGUCAAGAGCCUGUACCUCAAGACCCAUCCUGAGUACGCCGACCUCAUGGACGACGACCUCAAGACCGAGUACCAGCAGGACGAUGACCAGGUCAAAUUUGAGGACGAGGCUCUACAGGCGACGAGGGACAUCGCCCUCGUCGAGGAGCGCAUGGAGAUGACGUCGUCGUCUCGCCAGCAGACGCAGGUCCUCUACAACGACGGGCCUUCUCCACGCUACCUCCACCACAACCACCAGGGCAACUCUAACCAACGCAUCAUCAACGGUCACGCUCGUCUUGGCAACAUCAUCAUCCACAGCAGCAAUAACGGCUCUCCUGUGGCGCGAGUUGCAAGCAAAAGCAUCAUAAACUCGAACGUCGAGACGUGUGGUGGUCGAGUUCUGACGUAUUCGAACAACAGGGACAUGGAGGUAAUGGAAUCAGAGUAUAUUAUUAAUGACUCUGAUUCUCAAAACUCGAAUCGAAACUCGGGCAAUAUGAUCACAUCCCAAAACAACUCGAUUAACUGCAACAACAGUUCAUUCUCUCAGCAACAGCAGCCCAAUAGACAGNCACCAGACCAACAUUGGUGA